Culex pipiens pallens (northern house mosquito) is the source of this 1769-nucleotide messenger RNA. Its product is annotated as juvenile hormone esterase. The record is from RefSeq and is a predicted model, not a curated record. The transcript is spliced from 3 exons. NCBI's taxonomy places the organism in Eukaryota, Metazoa, Arthropoda, Insecta, Diptera, Culicidae. Bases 30 to 1703 code for a protein of 557 amino acids.
CAACUCUUUUUAGUACAGUUCUAAACAACAUGCAGUGCGGGACGACCGCGAUUCUGUGCUGCUGCGUCGCGGCGAUCGUCGCGGGUCUUCCGGAGCGGUACGGGAAGCCGCCGGUGGUGCACACUGGGCUUGGGAGUAUUCGGGGGUCUGUGCUGGAGACGCGACUUGGGCAGAAGUUUUUCGCGUUUCGAGGGAUCAGGUAUGCGGAGGCUCCGACGGGAUCGCUGAGGUUCCGGGCGCCGCGGCCGGUUUCGCCGUGGAAUGACACGCUGGAUGCGAGUGGGGAUGGCCCGAUGUGUCCCCAGCCGGCGAUCGAUGAGAGUGACGUGUCGGAAGAUUGCUUGCGGUUGAACGUGUACAGUCGGGUUAUUCCGGACGAGUUGAUCCGGAUUCGUCCGGCGGACGUGCUGGUCUACCUGCACCCGGGUGGAUUCUACGCCUUUUCCGGUCAAAGUCACAACAACGCCGGACCGCAGUACCUGAUGGAUCGCGACAUUGUCCUCGUGACGAUCAACUACCGGUUGGGAUCGCUCGGGUUCAUGUCCACCGGAACCAAGCACUGCCCGGGCAACGCCGGCCUCAAAGAUCAAGUUCUAGCGCUCAAGUGGAUCCGCGAUCACAUCUCCGCCUUCGGAGGCAACCCCAACUCGGUGACCUUGAUGGGCUACAGCGCCGGUGCGUUCAGCAUCACCCUGCACUUGAUCUCCCCGAUGUCCGCCGGACUGUUCCACCGGGCGAUCGUUAUGAGCGGAGCAACCACUAGUCAAGUCCACAUCCCCAACCACCAACUAGAGCUAGCCCAAAAGCAAGCGAUCCUCCUGAACUGCCCAAUCACCUCCACACCAAAGAUGAUCGACUGCCUCCGUCAAAAACCAGCCUCAGACUUCGCCAACUCCCUCCAAUCCAUGUUCAUGAUCGCGUGGAACCCAAUCCUGCUCUGGAAACCCGUAAUCGAGCCCGACUUUGGUCAGGAGCGCUUCCUCACCCAAGACCCCACGGAAGCCUACCUCAAGGGAGAGUUCACCAAGAUCCCGAUCAUCGCCGGGAUCACGCGGGACGAGUUCGCCGGCCCGGCCGUAAACUUCCUGCGGAAUGAAUCGCUCCGGAUGGAGCUGGACGAAGGGUUCGAAGCGUUGGCGCCGGUGUUGUUUCUGUACGAGCGUGGCACGAAGGAAUCGACCAGGGAGAGCGCUGCAUUACGGGAUAGAUUCCUCGGGAAUGAGUCACUCAGCUUGGAGCGAUCGCUGGAAGGGUUAAGUCAGCUCUUUGCCGACAGUCUCAUUGGAUUUGCGAUGCAUCGCUUCGUCCAGCUUGCCGCCCGCCACACCACCGUCUACCAGUACAAGUUCUCGUACGUCGGUCGGUACAGCUUCUUUUACUACCCGAACGCAACAACCCCGUACGGAGUGGUCCACCACGACGAUCUGCUUUACUUGUUUGCGAUUCCAUCAAAGGCACCUAUAUUCAAUGAGACCGAUCCGGAAAAUGGCACCGUCGAGCGGCUGACCCGGAUGUGGAGCGCAUUCGCCAAAACUGGAGACCCAAAUCAAGCGGAAAUGUUUCCGAAGCCCAACUGGAUUCCGGUCAGCAUAAGUCACGACAACUAUCUGGUCAUCGGAGACGGUCUCUCGAUGGAGGAAGGUCUCUACACGGAUCGUUACGCGUUCUGGGACCAAUUGUUCCCUCUGCCGAGCAAGUGGUAGUGUCAUUUAAGUUACAAAUUUCUAUAGCCCAAUCAGCAACGUCCAAAAAUAAAGCUUUAAACUUAC